Paraglomus occultum is the source of this 2429-nucleotide messenger RNA. Lineage: Eukaryota; Fungi; Glomeromycota; Glomeromycetes; Paraglomerales; Paraglomeraceae. The record is from the annotation of a GenBank genome assembly.
AUGGCCCCACAUCCGACUACUGAUUGGAUGCAAUUACAAGACCGCUUCUACAGGAAGCAGGAAAUAUACACAAUGUCAUGGAAGCAUAUGGAUCUAUCCAAGUUCAUGAUCGCUGGUGCUUCAUAUGGUGGUCCAAUAGCAAUGAUACGUGAUGAUAAGAAAGUUCAACUACUUCAGAAACAACCGGUCAAACCUACUAUUUAUCUCUACACCUCUGCGGGAAAAUUAAUGGAACAAUUGCAAUGGGAUAAAGAACGCAUAGUAACCAUGGGUUGGACAGAUACAGAGAGAUUGAUUGUCGUCUUGGAAGAUGGUAAAAUAUGGUUGUACGACGUGCAUGGGGAACAUACACAAAUAUCUCUUGGGAAGGAGGCAGAAACUAGUUCUGUCAUAGACUGUCAGAUAUGGGGAAGUGGAUUAGUAGCCUUGACUGGAGAUUUUAAAUUGGUAGCGCUGACUAACUUUGAUGAGCCUCGUCCUCGACUUAUGGCUGAUCCUGGUUUGAAUGAACCGCCGCACAGUUGGACCGUAAUUCCUCCCCAGUUUACGCUCAGUCGUCACGUAGAAGUACUCUUAGCUACGGGCACAACAAUACUGGCCGUCGACCAAAUAGGAGCAGUUGACCAGCUAAUAACGCAAGGACCAUUUACCAAAAUGGCAGUCUCACCCAACGGCAAGUUUCUUGCUCUAUUUACGACAGAUGGCAGGCUGUUGGUAUUCGCAUCCGAUUUUUCAAAGAAUCUUACGGAAUUUCCCACUAAAUCAAAGAUUCCUCCCCAUCAACUCGUUUGGUGUGGAACCGAUUCGGCUGUCUUGUAUUGGGAUAAUAUUGUAUUAAUGAUUGGUCCUUUUGGCGAUUUUAUCAAAUACUCUUAUGACGAAACUAUUUAUUUGAUUCCCGAAGUGGAUGGUGUGCGCAUCAUUAGUAGUGACAAGUGCGAGUUCUUGCAGAAAGUUCCCCGCGAAACUGAGGAUAUAUUCAAAAUUGGUUCAACAGCACCAGCUGCCAUGUUAUUUGACGCAUUGGAACACUUUGAGAAAAAAAGCCCCAAAGCUGACGAGAACAUACGCAGCAUUAAAACGGAAUUAGCAGAUGCAGUGGAUGACUGUAUCAAAGCUGCUGGCCAUGAAUUUAGUCCAGAUUGGCAAAGGGCAUUAUUAAAAGCAGCUUCAUUUGGCAAAGCCUUCCUCGAAUCAUAUAAUGUGGAUAACUUUGUUAAUAUGUGCAUGUCGUUGAGAGUAUUGAACGAAGUUAGAUAUUAUGAGGUUGGAAUACCAAUAACAUACGAGCAAUAUCGGAGAAUGAGUCCAGAGGUGUUGAUUGACCGAUUAAUAAAUCGACAUCACCAUCUAUUAGCAUUACGUAUCUGCGAAUAUCUAAAGAUGAGAACAGACCGAGUGCUUAUUCACUGGGCGUGUGCAAAAAUAACGAAAUCAACGGAUGAUGAGGAGACCAUUUGUCUAAUGAUAGUUGAUAAAUUGGCCAACAAACCCGGACUUUCUUAUGCGGAAAUAGCCAAGACUGCAUACGAAGUUGGUCAACCUAAGCUUGCUACAAGAUUGCUUGAUUAUGAACCUCGCGCAGCAGAUCAAGUACCGCUAUUGAUGGACAUGCAAGAAGAUGAAGUGGCUCUUGAGAAAGCUAUUGAGAGUGGAGACACUGAUUUAGUAUACUUGGUUAUUUUACAUUUGGAAAAGAAGUUGCCACCGUCAGAAUUUUUCCGUAUCAUAAACAAGCCGAUGGCUUGUAAUUUAUUGGAAGUUUACUUCAAACAACAGGAUUUGAAAAUCUUGAACGACUUUUAUUACCAAGAUGAUCGAAGAGUUGAAAUCGCCAACAUAAGAAUUUUGGAAAGCUACGAAAAGACAGAUCUUACUGAUAGGAUUAAUAAAUUACGAGAAGCAUCCAAGUGGUAUCAAGAUGAUAAAGAACAUGGAUUUGAAGCAAAGGCUGUAGACGAACAUAUAAGAUUACUUCAGAAACAAGCCCAGUUGGAAAAGGAUAUUGGGGGUCUGCUAGUAGGAUUGCCCCUUAAUGAGACUGUGCAUAGGUGUAUUUUAGCCAGAGAAUGGAGCAAAGCAGAUAAAUUAAAAUCCGAUUUCAAGAUUCCGGAUAAGCGGUUCUGGUGGAUCAAAAUAAAAGCAUUUGCUGAGAUGAGGGAAUGGGAUGAAUUGGACAAACUUUCCAAAUCUAAGAAGUCUCCAAUUGGAUACGAGCCAUUUGUUGAGGCUUGUAUUAAGGCCAUGCAAAACAGUGAAGCAGCUAAAUAUAUUCAAAAGUGUGAUCCGGCUGUUCGUCCAGGAUUAUUUAUUAAAAUUGGCGACUUUAAGGCAGCUGGUCAAGAGGCAUAUGCGUCGAAAAACAUUCAAUUGCUCAGUGAAAUCCGGAAUAAGUGUACAAACCCUGCUGUUGCUCAGGAAUUGGAUAC